AUGGAGGUUCAUGGUGCUGCUAUGUUCAUGCUGUACGGUCCAAGUGUGAUCAAGCCUAACCAUCACUAUGCCACUCAUACCGCCUCAUGCAUGCGUGAUUUUGGACCACUGCACUGUUUCUGGACAUUUCUCUUCGAGCGGAUCAACAAAGUCCUGAAAUCAUAUAAUUCUGGGAAUCAUUCUGGCGGUGAACUGGAGGUAUCAUUUUUCCGGGAGUUUCAUCGGACAGUUCAGCAAUCAUGCAUAAUGAUGCAAGACAGUUACAAUGCUGGAGUAAAGACACCAAUUCAUGAGAGCAUCGCAGCAAUGUAUAAAGCGACUGCAGACAACCAUGGAACUGUACAAGCCUUGGCACAGGAGUCAGACCAGGCUCAUGAAGAUGUCAAGACAGGUGGCAUCGCCCUGCAGAUGAGCCCUCAUUCAAGAUCAAUCAAGCUUCCAAUGGAUGUCUAUGACAGUCUACUGUGUCACCUUCAAGCAUGCUUCCCUGCUUUGCAUUUGCGAUCAUACUUUUCUCUUGGAGAUGCCACUUCCUUAGCUCUGGAUCCUCACGCUAUCAUUUUUGACUAUGUUAUUGUAGCACAGCGGUGCUACUGGAGUCUUUCGCAUGCUCAUAGAAAUGCUAAUUCCCUGGUAGCUGUUUGCACUGGAUCCUGGCCCAAUGACAUCAGUGUUGGGGAACUUCUCGACAUCAUUGCACUGCAACAGACAGCACUGAGAGUUCUGUCAUUGGGCCAUCUUCGGUGGCUCAAGCCUGCCAACACUCGCCUUGAUCAUACAUUCUGGUUGACAAGUGAGUCUCUGGGACUGCAGUUCUGGGAAGAAGACAUUUAUCUUGGGGAGGAGGAUGAACAUCCAGGGGAGUAUAGGUAUUGGGUAACCAUUGCGACAUCAGGAACUUUGAGACGUGCAUGA
Messenger RNA from Desarmillaria tabescens, 915 nucleotides. RefSeq lists its product as uncharacterized. NCBI's taxonomy places the organism in Eukaryota, Fungi, Basidiomycota, Agaricomycetes, Agaricales, Physalacriaceae. The record is from RefSeq and is a predicted model, not a curated record. The coding region runs from base 1 to 915 and encodes 304 amino acids. The transcript has 7 exons.